ACGACAUAAUUGUGAUGUAAUGGUGAAACAAUGAUGGCAGUGGUGACAUAAUGGUGAUAUAGUGAUGAUUUGAUAUUCAUCCCUGCUGCCGGACACUCCAGACACAUGUUGGCAUUAAACUAUUUGACCAAACAUCGCGGACAAAAGUUCAUUAACGCGAACGGAUCGCUUGCCGUGGCGCCAAAGGUCUGGGAGGAUGCAGACGUAGAGAGAGAGUAAGAGGCAACAGACAACUCACGCCUGCCAGUUUUUUUUUUUUUUAAAUAAACCUUGCGCCAUCGCUGGUCGCCUGCUUGCGUGGCGUACUUAGCGCGACCAGUGACGGGUCAGAGUGAGUACUACCGACAGGGGAGAGAAAACAGCACCGGGCAAAUCUUGGUAGAGUUAUCUGUGGCUUCUCUGGGUGAGAGUCACAUGAAAAAAUAAUUAAGGGAAUAACGCAGAAGCUCAUGGGAAAAUCAAUCAAUGUUUAAGUCAGAUCGAAAGUCCGGAGACACACAAUAGAUAACAGACAGGAUCAUGAGAACAACACUAGGCUACAGAGGACACUAUUUGACUCAGCCCUUCCUUUUUUCCGCGGACACAUUUUAACACCUAUACUAACACAUCUGACUUGGCAUAUUCCCGCAGCACAUGUCAGGGCCAGCGUCAUGGGCGCUGAGUGCACGGGGCUUGUUGUGUGAUCGGCUCACAGUGCGGGCGCUGGGUGCAGGGUGUAGAAAAUGACUAUGAGAGUGGAAUAUAUUUUGAGAUCCAUCUAUGUCUUUUCCACCUUUACCACUGUUUUAGGAGAUAGCAAGACGCUGUGGUCCCAGUGGUGGACCUAUUAUGGAAUAUCAGGUCCUGACUACUGGGGCUUAUUGAAUCAAGACUGGUCGCUGUGCAGCAGAGGUCAGCAUCAAUCUCCAGUGGAUAUAAACCCGCGAAAUCUGGUCUUUGACCCAAACCUUAGACCCGUCAGGAUUGACGCUCACAGGGUCAACGGAAGUGUUGUCAACACCGGAAAUGACAUCACUUUCUUUAUCAAUGAGACAGAGAACCAGCCUUUCGCCUUCACUGGUGGCCCCCUCUCUUACACCUACAGAGCCAACCACAUCAAACUUCACUUUGGUAAGAUAGACCAGCUCGGAUCUGAACACACAGUUGGUGGCCGCCCAUUUCCUUUGGAGCUCCAGAUAUACGGAUACAACGCCGAGCUCUAUUCCACAUUCAAGGACGCUCAGAUGUCUUCUCAUGGCGUAGCAACAUUGGCCAUUUUUGGUAUUAUCGGAGAACACUCCAACAUGGAAUUUGAGAAUCUGAUUCAAGCCAUUAAUCUCGUGCCAUUCAAAGAUAACUCUGCAACAUUGUCGGAACUUUCUAUCAAACAUCUGCUUCCUGAUUCUUACGACUACAUGACCUACGAGGGGUCCAUGACCCAGCCAGGGUGUCUGGAAACAGUCACGUGGAUUCUCUUGAACAAACCGCUGAGUGUCCGAAAGGAUCAGCUAAUGAUGCUUAGGAAACUGCACGAGGCUGUGGACUCUGGUAAUCCAUCUCUGCUGAUGGAGAACAACUUUCGUCCGCCUAUGCCAGUUAACCGGCGAACUGUUAGAACCAACAUCCAGCCACAAAAAACCACAUCAACAUGUAACAUGCAGAAAUUAGCGUUUUAUGAAGUAAAUGACAGAUAUAGAGUACGAUGAAUAAAUCGAGGUCAAAGGUCAUCACCAGUUUGCCUUGAACCUUUCAUAAACUGUGGUUAAUUGUUUCGUAGCGGUGAAUUAAAAAAUUAGGAUUGUUAUUGGCCAAAUGAUACGUCACUUUAUGGAUUCUAAUUGUAUUGUAAAACGAGGAUUGCAUGAUGGUAGCAAGGGAUGUGAUUUUUACACGUGAGAUUUGUUGUAAUUGUUUGCUGUUGUUCAUUUUGAACACUAUGGAUAUACUAGAUUCGUACAAGAGAAGUAACUUACAUGUUUUAUCCGAAUAUAUCUAUCUCGCUCAAAGGAUUUAUGCAUAUAGAGAAACAACACACUCUAUUUAUUUACAAACCCCCAUACUAUAUGAUAUAUCCAUGGCCGGCCUUAGACAUAGGCAAACAAGGCAGUCGCCUAGUGCCACCAGAAGGACAGAGUGAAAAUUAACUAAGCUCUUUAAGACCUGAGCUCUUAGAUAUGUGUUUUUUGUUGUUGUUGUUGUUGUUUUGUAUCUGUUUUCUGUUCGUUCGACGUAGGUUCUUUGGACUGGGCUUUAGCAUUAUUACUAUAGUUUACACAUGUUUACGUAAACAUCAAUAUUUUAACGAUAGAGGAUUCUCAAAUUUCAGCAAGCUUAUAUCCACCAUAGUAAUUGUAUUGUCUUUGAGAUUCCUUCUGUUCAAUAGUUGACAAUACAUGUACCAAUAGGCGCAAUAAUACUUGUAGUAGGAGCGUUGCAUAAAUGUGAAAUUCAUGUGUGAGAGCAAUGACUGAGAACCUGCCCGCAAUUAUUCAUCUAUGUGUGUACCAUUUCUACAUAUUUACACAAAUAUAUAAUUUUGUUUCUUUAUGAAUGAUAUAUAUAUGACAACCCGGAAAGUGAGAAAGUAUUAAUGCUAAAUGAAAGCAUUGAAAAUCGUUGAGACUUUUGUUAUAAUUAGUUGUGCUUAAAGCGUAAAAUUCGUAUCAAGGUAUCCUUUCACGUGUGAUUUGUUAUAAUGUUUCAAAUAUUUAUUGAAAAUAAGGCAUAUCAACGACAACUCUCCAUUCAAAUCAUUCGACUUAUCUUUGCAAGCAUAAAUGUAACUACUUUUCAUUUCAUUUGCAUUUAACGGCGUGUGACAGAAAAAAAAAGCUCUUUCUCUCCUAAUCGACGAUACCAUCGUUGAUUAGACCUCAUUAAAUUAAAUUAAUGUUUGAAUUUUUAAAACUUUAAUUUGUUUUAAUGUAUAAAGAGCAUGCAUUCCCCUUUUAAUUAUAUACCAGUUAAAACAUUUUCUGAUAAGCGAAAAAGUUAUUAAAGCUUAAUCAUAACAGCGUAGUGGAAUACUACUGAGCAAAAUGAAUUCUGUCGCCAAACGUGGAAAAAUAAUUACGGAGAGAAAGAGAUAAAAGUAGACAGAUAUGUGGCCUAAUUGUUAAGAGAAAACAAAUUUGGAAAAGGGUUAACACUUAAUAUCUACUUUCAUAUAAGUUCUAUGUUUGGAGGGAGGGGCCAAGCGAGACCAAUCGUCAUAGAAGGUCUGAACACUGGCCUGCCACGUCACAACCUGUGGGCAGUGGAGACAAGCUCGUUGCUACGUGACAGGACUUUACAACGUGGCAACAAUCUAUUGGUCCAGGGUUCGAAUCCAGGUGAAGACUGUGAUUUUUUAUUUCGGGAUCUUUAGGGCGCUCUGAUGGAUUCCUGGCAUUAGUUGGGGAAAAGUAAAGGUGUUAACCGCGGGCCACAAAAACAGAUGACUUUUACAUCGUCUGCCCUAUAGACCGCAUGGUCUGAAAGGGGAACUUUACAUUUAUUUAUUUUUUAACUAUACAAGGAAAACCUUGACCUUGAAAAAUACCGUAUAUUGGAAAUCAAGUAAUAUUAGUAUUUCAUUAGAUUACAUUUAAAAAGUCUUCGCCUGUUUUCUAUUUCAUUAACGUAGUUUAUUAUUGACUAAUAUAAGUGACCGUUUGAAUGAAUGUCCCCAAGAAAGGAGUUUGUAAUAUUGAAUCCCUGUGCAAAUUACCAAUGGCGGUGCUGUUAACUUCCUGUUGUGUGCCCUAAAAAAGUGCGGUGCAUGAGAGCUUCCGAACUGAAGGGUCCCGAGUCACUGGUUGGAAUCCUGAUGAAGACUGGGAUUUUUUUUUUAUUUCGGGAGCAUUUGAGUCCAUCCAGCUCUAAUGGUUACCUGACAUAAGUUCGGUUGGUCAGAGUUCAUUUUAACUAAAAAUUUAGUCAAUUCCUAUUAACUAUGAAAAAACAAAGCAGUGGCGUAGCUAGAGAUUUGGGGGCCGGGGAGGGGGGCUUGACUUAUUUAGAUGCCCAUGAAUUUUGACAUUCGACAUCAUGAUAUGAUAUAAUGGCGUAAUGUUUAAUGUAAAAACACAUUUCUGACCCUCAUUUGGGGCCCUCCUCAAGUGUGGCCCAGGAGGGAAGGGAAUUUCAAAUGUAGAAUCCCCUCUCCCGAACCUAGCUACGCCACUGAAACACAGGAAAAUAUUGUGUCGGACUAAAAGCCGAGGUUUGAGCUACGUAUGGCUAUAUAUCGUCCAUCUUUCGAAAAAUCCCCUCCGCUAUUCCCUUUUUUUUUUUCAAAUUUCUCUCUUGACUUUGCUCGACAUGUAUAAUUCAAAUGAUGCCAUGAGAUUUAGCAUGAGAAUAAAUCACACUUUUUAACUUUCGUUGCAUUUUAUGCAAACAAUGUGGAACUUAUUUCUAGAAAUAAUUUGAAUCUAUAUAUUUAUAGCAAUAUUUAUUGUUAAGUAUGAGAUACAAAUCUAGAUGAUAUAUGAAAAGUUGUAUUUUUAUUAUUAUUAUUAUUUCAAUUGAAAUUGUAAUUGAUCUUUCUUAUUCAAACCAAUAAAACCUGAAUA
Messenger RNA from Biomphalaria glabrata, 4535 nucleotides. RefSeq names its product putative carbonic anhydrase-like protein 1. The transcript is spliced from 12 exons. Gene Ontology annotation, molecular function: zinc ion binding; carbonate dehydratase activity. Lineage: Eukaryota; Metazoa; Mollusca; Gastropoda; Planorbidae. The record is from RefSeq and is a predicted model, not a curated record. The coding region runs from base 723 to 1685 and encodes 320 amino acids.